This is a messenger RNA of Kuraishia capsulata CBS 1993, 2100 nucleotides long. RefSeq lists its product as uncharacterized. The coding region runs from base 1 to 2100 and encodes 699 amino acids. The record is from RefSeq and is a predicted model, not a curated record. The transcript has a single exon. NCBI's taxonomy places the organism in Eukaryota, Fungi, Ascomycota, Pichiomycetes, Pichiales, Pichiaceae. Gene Ontology annotation, molecular function: protein binding.
AUGUUGAGACUAAGAGGCAUUCCGACCAGGAAUGUUACCAGAACGCUGGUUUCUCAAUUAAGAGCAUUUUCCAUUGCUCCACCAAGACUCAACAGCAUCAUUGCAGACUCUGUGGAGUUGGAACAACCCAAGGUGGUACAAAAGCCCCAGAGGUACCAAAAGAAGAGCUUCGUUAAUAAUUACGAGCAAACUCCGAUCCAGCUACUUGCUUCUAUCGAGAAAUUUCAGGAAGUUCUAGACUCUGAGAAAUCCAGCGGAGACGCUGAUUCGACUCCCGAUGAAAGGUUUGCCAGAAGGGCCUGUUCCGUAGCCUAUCCCUUGAUAAUGGGAUUGCAAGUUCACAAAGAGGUUGGUGGAUACUCACCAGAGGAUCUCUGCUACAGAGUUGCUUCCAUGGCUAUUGAAGCUAAGGUUGCCAGGAUAUACAUUCUGAACCCAGUGGUAUUCCUGUUCUUAAAGACAGAUAGACCAAAGGAUGCUCUUAGUUUCUGGCUAGAGGCUUUUGAGUAUGUGAAAAGAUCAGGAUUACCGAUUUCGGGUAAGCUUAGCGAAAAGGAGCAGAUGGACUUUGAUUUUUUCCGCAUGGCUGGUUAUCUGUCUUACUUGAGAACAUGUCAGAAGACAGGAACCAAGGUUGAUUUGGAGACAGUUGUUUCGAUUCUGGGUGAGGCUGCUCCAAGUGUCGAGAGACUUGCUGGAAUCAUCAAGAGAUGGGGUUUGUCCGAGGAACUGGCUGGUUACGUAAGAAAGGUUCAUCCAGGAGUGUUCAAGAGUUUGAAAUCUCGCACUGCCAACCCCAACGACGCUAAGUACUGGGAUUCAUUGAAGUCUCUAGUUUUGGAAGGAAAGUUUCAACUCAUGGAAAAACAAGUCCAAUAUAUCAGGACUCUCUCUAAGGAAACUAACGUUCCACUUACUGAAAAUCGUCUGUGCCAGUUGAUGAACAUCUAUUCCACUGCCAAAAGAACACAGGCUGCGGUUUCUGUAUUUGGCGAGAUUACGAAGGCCUUCAAAAAACCUUCUAUUGCGUCCUGGAACGAGCUGUUGUACUUGCAAAGCAAAUACACAGACUCUCCACUGGAUAGAGUCAACAGUGUGUGGUCUCUGAUGAAGGAGAACCAAAUCGAGUUCGAUGCAGAUUCAUAUGCCAACUUGGUGAAGGCUUACACGGAGCUGGACCAGAUUGACGAGGUUAUCCGGGUGAUAUCCGAACUGAGAAACUCAAAGACCGUUCCAUUGACCAAUAAGGUGAUGGAGUCCGCGGUUCUGGCUCUUUUGAAAACGAACACAAUCUCACAAGCUGAAAAGAUCAUGGCCUCUUUUGCUGCUAACGAUGGCUAUGUUCCCACAGCCAAGGUUUUUGGGCUCUUGAUCCAGAAGUUCGGUGACGCUGGUGACUUUGCAAAGGCCUCAGAGGUCUUGGACAGAAUGGCUGCCUUUGAGGUCAAGCCUGACGUUUCCAUUUACACCAUCGUCAUCAACAUGCUGUUCAAACAAUCGAGGAAAACGGGCCGUCCUCUUGAUACUGCCAGCUUGAAGAGUCUGUUCGAUAACAUGGAGGCCGAGAACAUCUCCAGAAACAAUUACAUCUACUCCACGGUAUUGCACGAUCUCAUGCUGCAAGAGGGCUCAAUUGCUGCUGGUGAAACUUUACUUGAAUAUAUGAAGGCCAACAAAAUCAGGAUCACUGCCACCACGUACACAUCCGUUAUAUCUGGUUUUUCCAAGAAUGGUCGUUUGGACGAUGCUAAGAGGUACUUUGACGAGGCUGUUUCCAAGGGAGUUAACCCCAACACUCCACUGUUCAAUAUCUUGAUUGAGGGCUUUGCUAAGGCUAAGAGAUUGGAAGAUGCCCUUUCUGAGCUGGAAUUGAUGAAGCAAAAGUCAGUUAGACCCAACUUCUUUAGUUUCUACUUCAUGCUGAAGGAGGCCAGUGGUGCUAAGGACUGGGACAUGUGCAGAAAGAUUGUUGAUCAAAUUGGAGAGUCUGGGAUUUCUGAGUACGGCAAAUCGCUUCCAAGAUUGUUGAGGAGCUGUGAAAGAAACGGAGUUGAGCUUCCUCAGACGGUUGUGGAUAGACUUGGGAAGCCUGCUGUGUAG